Molecule: messenger RNA, 546 nt
Organism: Caenorhabditis remanei
Lineage: Eukaryota; Metazoa; Nematoda; Chromadorea; Rhabditida; Rhabditidae
Exons: 4
Coding region: 1-546 (181 amino acids)
Source: RefSeq, a predicted model, not a curated record
AUGAAAAGGCUAGUUCGGACGCUAUACGGAUUAGCUACAUCAUUCAUGCUCUUAGUAUGGACGCUCAAGUAUAUAAAUGAAUCUGUUGCAAAUAAUUUGCAAUUGGCAUAUUUCUUAUUUCUAAACGUUCUGGUAGUUUUCUCCUCGCUUUUAUACGUCCCCAUCGUAAUUAGUAUUCGAAAGUUUACAAAUCUCGCUUCUGCUCAAGUGAAUCAACCUCAACGAUAUGUUGCCUGGCAGCUGGUUGCUGUUGUCGCAGAGAAAAUUAUCGUCUAUUCGGUAAUUUUCACAAAAUACAUGUUCACCAACAAUAAUAUCGAUAACGCAUUGUUUUAUUGUAAAUAUUCCGAUGAAGUUUCGCUACCUCUCGUUUUACAACUCACGUAUCUUGGAUGUAACCGGAGGAAUCUGCAAGCGUUGUUCACUUCUUUGAAAUCCAACAACUUUCCAAAGACUAUAAGAUCUAUAUGCUUCUUCUCUCGACAAGUCGAACCGGUAACCGAUGGAAUGGUGCUGAGCCAAAUCAUCUCAACGGUGGCCAACUAG